UCCUUCAGCUUACCUCUCCUGCCCUCACUACUCUUGACAUAAUCCAUCAUGUCUGCUAUUGCAAAGGAAAUUCUCACAAAGUCUACCAAUGCGCUGCCUUUUAUCAUAAAGUCGACACAGCCCAAGACCCUUUACCGGGCGCUGAAGGUCAUGGACGCCAGCGGUGUCGGAGAGAACAUCACAACAACGAAGCUGAUCAGCAAGGGCUUCACGGAUUGCUAUUACAAAGUCACCUCUGUCAAGCUUCGUGGACCAGAACUGGAUCACGGCAAGGCAUAUGGUGUCGAGGUUUGGAAGGGCAAGGUCCUGAACGAAGGCAAGCCCGUCGAGAUCCGCGGAGGACUUAAGUGGAACUGGGUCAAGUACACGCCAACGACGGAGCAUGUCGCAUCACAAGUCAAGGCAUAGAGGGAAAUAAACAUACUGCGGUUU
This is a messenger RNA of Gamsiella multidivaricata, 432 nucleotides long. RefSeq lists its product as uncharacterized. Gene Ontology annotation, molecular function: structural constituent of ribosome. The transcript is spliced from 2 exons. The coding region runs from base 49 to 408 and encodes 119 amino acids. The record is from RefSeq and is a predicted model, not a curated record. NCBI's taxonomy places the organism in Eukaryota, Fungi, Mortierellomycota, Mortierellomycetes, Mortierellales, Mortierellaceae. Gene Ontology annotation, cellular component: mitochondrion.